Messenger RNA from Thamnophis sirtalis, 3125 nucleotides. Lineage: Eukaryota; Metazoa; Chordata; Lepidosauria; Squamata; Natricidae. The record is from RefSeq and is a predicted model, not a curated record.
AUAUAUAUAUAUAGUCCACAGCUACUUUUUCAAGAGAUAUAUUUUUUUGCUUAACAAACUUCAAAGACCUUGGAUACAGUUACACUAGGAUAGGAUUCUGCACAUUUAAUUGGAAAUAAGCACCAGAGUCUUUCUAUUAUUUUUUAAAAUGUUAUACAUAGGAGCAGGGGCUUCCCAUUGAGAAACAGCAGAACGGAACGUUUUGAAGAAUGUUGAGACCAAUUAAGAAGCAGGCCUUGAGAAACGAGCAAGCAGAUGAGGCCACCUACUUAGCACACCUGGCAGCACAGAGAAAUGCUAGUGCCUUCUUUGAGAAGUACGACCGAAGUGAGCUUCAGGAACUGCUGACCACUUCAUUCUGCAGCUGGCUGGCAUCCAAAGACGACAUGCGCCACCCAUUAGAACUUCCCAGUGGCAUUCUGAGUCAGAUGAAAAGCGUCAAUACUUCAAUAGCUAUUGUACUUAUGCCGGUGGAGCCAGGCUUAGAUCUGGACUGUCGAGAAAUUCAUCAAAUGAUCAGAGAGUUGGCCGUGGGCAUUUAUUGCCUGAACCAAAUCCCUUCUAUCAGUCUAGAUGCCAAUUAUGAUCAGAGUACUUCUUGUUCACUCCCUCCAGCGUAUUUUGAUACAAGAAUAGGACAGAUAUUAAUUGCUGUUGACUACAUGUUGAAAGCCCUGUGGCAUGGCGUAUACAUGCCCAAGGAAAAAAGGGUAAGGUUCUCUGAACUUUGGCGCUCCACCAUGGAUAUUGAUCAAGACGGUGUUCCCCAAACAUUAAAAACACCUGCGGCAGAGUUCUGUCAAGCUGAUGACAAAGUUAAAACCGAACGUGAAUUACCCCCAUUUUUGCUUGGAACAGAUUUCAAAUGCCAACAUUUUUUGUAUGCCCAGGAUCAGUAUUUUCAUCUCCAUGGUGGCAUUGAAUUUGAUGUUGGGACGCCUUCAAUUGAAGAUGUUUCCAAAGAGGUUAAGGCUGCCUAUGAUGAAAUGCACACAUGUGCAAUGCAUCAUCUUACUCAACUGCUGGAUCCAGAUGCACCCUACAGAGAACAUUAUCCUAUCCCAGUAAUGGAUUUUGAUGGCAAAAGAUAUUACGUAAUUGGCAUUGAGCUUGAAGCUUUUUAUAUGCUUUUUAAAAGUCAGUGGUGGGGAGCGAUCAAUGAAGUGAUAAGCACCCUUAAACCAAAAAGGCUUCCAUUAAGUGACACGCAAGCAAUGGAACAAUUCAAGAAAAGAUUUGGCUAUAGGAAAGCUAUUAAAUGUUGGGGACCCACAGCUUUACAUCUAGCAGCCCAGUGCGGUUCCCUUGAAGCGCUUCAUUUCCUUCUGGCUUUAAGAGCAGAUUACCAAAUACCCGAUGACCGAGGAUGGUUGCCAAUCCAUUUUGCUGCCUAUUAUGACAACGUGUCCUGUAUCACAGUUCUCUACCGAAAAGACGCACAGCUGAUAGAGGCGGAAACUCAAUCUCUUUGUUCAGUUCUUAACCAAAGGAAUUCACCUUCCUUCUCUGGUACCAUACCCUCAUUAAUCAGAUUGUUGAAGAGCGAAGACAUCAAAUUGGAGUGCCUCACUCUGGGAGUGUUGAGUAACAUCUCCACCCAUGAGUCAAUUGUCAGAGCCUUUGUAGAAGCUGGAGGCAUCCCUGUGUUAAUUAAGCUCUUGUCUGUGGAACAACCCGAAUUGCUGUCUCGUUGUGCAGUGUUUUUAUAUGAUAUUGCCCAGCUGGAUAAUAAUCAAGUCAUCAUCGCUGAACUGCAUGGAAUUCCUGCUCUCAUCAGUCUGUUGGACAAUGACUUACAAGAUCUGCUUGUGAAUGUCAUGAGCUGUAUCCGAGUAUUAUGCAAGAAUAAUAAACAGAAUCAGCUGAAAGUGAAAGAAAUGAAUGGUAUUGAACCACUUGUCCAGUUCUUAGGUUCAGAUUCAGAUGUCCUGGUGGCAGUGGCCUCAGCAGUAAUUGCAGAAAUUUGUCGUGGGAAUAUGAAAAUGCAGAAUGCUAUUGUGGCGGCAAAUGUUAUUGAUCCUCUAAUUCAACUUCUCAGAGGAAGGAAAAUCAGUGUCCAGGUUAAAGGAGCAAUGGCAAUCGAGGCACUCUGUGAAGGGAACGUUAUUAUCCAGAUGAGAUUUCUAGCCAAAUCUGUGACCACGUUCCUCCUGAAGCUCCUCAAGGCCUUUCACUUGAAGGUGAAAGAACAAGGGGCUGUAACCCUCUGGGCCCUAGCCGGACAAACCCUGAAGCAGCAGAAAUUCAUGGCAGAACAGAUUGGAUAUAAUUUAAUUAUAGACAUGCUUCUAUCACCAUCUGAUAAAAUGCAGUGUGUUGGAGGAGAAGCUGUCAUAGCCCUUAGCAAGGACAGUGAAAUUCACCAGAACCAAAUAUGCGAAGGGAAUGGAAUCGCCCCUUUGGUCCGGCUGUUAAGAAGUGGAAGGAUAGCAGAAGGCACCCUCCUUAGUGUGAUCAAAGCCUUAGGCACAAUGUGUAUCGGUGAAGCUCAUAUAAGCAAUCCAAUUAGUCAAGAGAAUGUAGUGGAUGAAGGAGCAUUGCCUAUACUUGUUCAUUUACUUAAAACUCAUCCAUCCCUUCAGAUAAAGGUUGAAGUUGCAUUUUCCUUGGCUUGCAUUGUUCUAAAGAAUAGCAGUCUGCAGACUGUAUUACAAGACAAAGAAGGCUUUAGUUAUCGGGAUGUCCUUAAGCUUUUUCAUGCCCCAGAUAAGAUUGUAGUACUAGCAAAAAUUAUAAUUGAUGUGGAUCAAGUUACUUUGUCUGCAAGAGGAAUUUCUACCUUGGUUGACCUACUAUGUUCAGAAAAAUCAUCCACUUUAGUGUUAACAGGAAAAUUAUUAGCUAGCUUGGCCCACACAAGGGCAGGCAUUCCAGAAGCAAUCACAAGCUUGGGAACUGUCCAACGUCUUUGCUAUCAUUUAUAUGCAAAGGAAGAGGAGCCUGGAGUUAAAUGGAGGACCACCUGCUGUCCCUGUACACAUAAGAGCUGUUCAAAUGAACCAGAUGGAGUAAGGAUCCAGCCCACAAGUACUCCUACUCCUACUUGCAACAUCAUUUGGCUGAACAGUCUGAAAUAUUCUGCAGAUAAUACUGAUAGUAGUAAAAGUGGUGUUUUUGUUUUCUAG